Hypanus sabinus (Atlantic stingray) is the source of this 11292-nucleotide messenger RNA. RefSeq names its product niban apoptosis regulator 1a (gene niban1a). NCBI's taxonomy places the organism in Eukaryota, Metazoa, Chordata, Chondrichthyes, Myliobatiformes, Dasyatidae. Bases 2024 to 5602 code for a protein of 1192 amino acids. The transcript is spliced from 14 exons. The record is from RefSeq and is a predicted model, not a curated record.
UAAAUUUGCUUUGACUUUGUUAGGCUGAUGCCACUGUUGUAACUGUACUGGAGCAGUUUGGCUAAACAUUCUGCUGCUUCAGGAGUGCAGAUCUUCUGUCCUACAGCUGGGAUAUUGCCUGAUUCCUUAGUCUUUACUGCAUCAGCUUCCCUCAACUGGUUCUUGAAAUCUCGUGGAGCAAAUUGGAUGUCUGAAGACUGUCUUCUGUGAUGGCAGAGAUUGGAUGAAGAAGUCAAGGUGAAUCACCCUCUCAGCACUUUAUCAUUGCUCAACUAUAAGUGCUUCAACCUUAUAUUUAGAAUGCAGAUGCUGGUUCCUGACGUGGUUGUAGGCCAUUCAACCCACUGAACCAAUAAUUUCCCUCAAAGCAGCCUCAUCAAUUUCAUUCCUUCCUCCUACAUCCGCAUGUUACUUCUCACACCAAUCCAUCAACUCCAUCCUGAUUUCCCCAUCAUCCGCCUACUGUUGUCUGUUACCCUAACAACAGCUCAUCUGGGAUGUGCCAGAUCAUCAGAGCACCUGGAUUGGUCACAGGAAGUACAUGCAAAAUUCACACAGACAGCUCCAGAGGUUGGAAUUGAACCCAGGGUGCUGGAGUUGCUGAGACACUGUUACACUUGCAACAGCUUCUUGGGUCUCCUCCUUCCAAUGGUAUUAGAGUAUAGUUCAAGCAGCACACACAAAAUGCUGGAGGAACCCAGCAGGUCGGGCAGCAUCUGUGGAAAAGAGUUUUGGGCCGAGUUUCUUCAUCAGGGCUGGAAGAGUCCUCAUGUUUGUUAGUAUUAUUUUGUAGGUUGUGGGAUCACUCAUUUCUGUCUGUAGUAGGCUGUGAUUGCUAUUUGGGCUUUAUGUGCCUACGCCCUGCAGCUUCACCGAGUUGGCACUUGGUUUUCAUCUGAGUCCAGUGCUGCUGUCAACUUGCCUUUCGACAUUGCUGAUGGAGUCAGAUUUGGUUGUAACAAUAGAGUGGGGAAUAUGAAGGAUCCAGUGGUUACUGUGUACAUCUCUGCCGCUGCUGGCGGUCCAUGGGAUCUCAUGGACGCCCAGUUUCAUCUGCCAGAUCUCGGUCUCUCUUAUUUAGCAGGAUCGUGUUGCCGCACAGACAGGAAGGAGUGCUCAGGGCACAGCUGGGGGUUUUGUCUCCACAAGACCCGUGUGGAAAUCACGCGUACCGGUGCCACGGUGGCCUGGCGCAACUAGAUCGGAGAGUGCUAUUCAGUGGGGAGGAGUAGUGAUUUGUCAUUUGAGGGAGGGUGUUAAAUGUAAUCAGGACGAGAUUAUAAAAUACCGGUUGAAAUGGAAACCAGUUUGAUUUCUCCAAGAUCAAAACUAAGCGCAAUAGCAAAUAUAGAAUUGUCCAUUUUGUCUCAGAAGUUUACUUGUAAUUAUUUUUGGCAGAACUCAGCCUAUUGCACCCUGACGAAGGGUCUCGGCCCGAAACGUCGACAGUGCUUCUCCUUAUAGAUGCUGCCUGGCCUGCUGUGUUCCACCAGCAUUUUGUGUGUAUAUUGCAAGGAAGUUUGUUUUAUCCUUUGAAAUACAAAACUGGCAAGUUUAGUGCUAAGUGCCACCCUGGCCCACCUACGGAAAGGGGCACAAUCCUAAAUCAGUGGCGAAAUUAUUUAUGAGGGCUGGUUAGUGAGGCAAAUCCGCGGAGUUCUUCUUCCGACCGCUUGGAAUGAAAUUGCACUUGGCAACUUGAGGAACGCGCUUGCAUAGACACAAGUUGGUAAAGUACCUACGGCAGACAUUAGUGCUCAGCAGACAUGUAACUACGUUAUGCAAUCUAUCGCUUAGUUAUUGUUAGUCAUUCGCCGACAGUUAUUCUUGUUGUGUUAGGCCAAUGUAAUUGAUUUAGUUGAGGAACGGGGCGGGGUGAAGGCGGUCACUUUUCUCAGGAAGUUAAUUAUAAUAGCAGAAUGAACAGGGUAGUAUUCGGCGGCGUGUUCCGCGGUUGACGGUCUCGGUCCGGCGUGGUUCAGCAUAUCUUCAGCGCUCCGGCCGAUAUUUUAGUCUCGGCAUAAUGGGCGGAUCUGUCUCCAGCUUGGAUGAGAGUAAAUGCAAUUAUAUCCGAGGCAAGGCUGAAGCAGAACUUAAGAAUUUCAGCCCUCAUUACCAGCGGCAAUACCCCGUGACCUUUUUCAAUCACAUUCGGCAUGAGAUAGAGCAAGGCGGAGAGGUCCAACCCCAACUACUGCGUCAGAAGGAGCCAGUAGAUACUGGGACAGUGGUAUAUGAACAAGUGGUGAUACAAUAUGUGGAAGAAUUGAAGAAAUGGAGAGAUCGAUACAUCGUUGUAAAAAAUGACAACAGCAUUGAAUGCUAUGAAAACAAGGAUGCCUAUCGUAAAGGAGGUGGCCCAAAAUGUAAACUACAUGCCACUGGCUGCAGGGUGUUAACAUCCAUGGCUGAGUACACCCUGCUGGUGGAUAAAUAUUUCCCUGACCCAAGCGGGACCAAUGGGAAAGAUGGUAAUCAGUGCCUUGUUGUUAACCACACCCAAUAUCCAGUCUAUCUGUGGCAUCCGUUUCGAAAACACAACUACUUCUGUUUUGAGAAUGAGGAGGAACAACAGGGAUUUGGUGCUGUACUUAAUGACUGUAUCCGUCACCUUAAUUAUGAAUUUGCAAAGCAAAAUUCAGUUGAAGCCCAAGUGUUUUCAGAAGCUAUUCAAUUCUUCAGGCAGGAGAAAGGUCACUAUGGGUCCUGGGAAAUGAAUCAUGGUGAUGAAGUGUUGAUCCUAAGCAACCUGGUGAUGGAAGAAUUGUUGCCUACCCUGCAGAGUGAUCUUUUGCCAAAACUGAAGGGGAAGAAGAAUGAAAGGAAGAAAGUCUGGUUCAGUAUUGUGGAAGAUGCUUACAAUUUAGUACAGACCCAUCUGACUGAUGGUUUGCAAUCCCUGCGUGACGAAUGCAAAAAAACCAGCAAGGAACUGGAGGGGGUAAUUCGCUCAGAUAUGGAUCAGAUCAUUGCUUCAAAGGAAUUCACAGCCGGAAAACUUAAAGCGACGGUGACGGAAACGGCUGAGCAGUGCUGUGUUGAGAACAUCCGACCCUACCUGGCUUCUGUCCUGGAGGAGCUGAUGGGGCUGGUCAGUUCAGGAUUCAGCGAAGUCCGCGCCCUCUUCGAAGCCGAGGUCAAUGAGUUGAGCCCAAAGUAUCAGAAUGCUGAGGACGAAGACAAACUGAAGGAGGACCUAGCCCAGCUAAUGAAACUUCCUUUCAAUGCUGUGAAGAUGCAGCCUUGCUAUAAUAAAGUCAGCCCUCUUCAGGACCAGCUGCAGGAGCUGAAGAACCGCUUCAAGUUCACCAAUACGCUGUGGCUUGUUCAAACCACUCAAAACUUCAUGCAAGAGCUGAUGGACAAUGCAGUCUACACUUUUGAAAAACUGUUGAAUGAUUCACUGGCGAGCAAGACGUCAAAAACCGUAACCUCCAUUGAAAAGGUUAAGCAGCGAGUCUUAAAGCAAUACGACCAUGACAGCAGCACGGUCAGGAAGAAGUUGUUCCAGGAGGCCUUGGUGCAGAUUACAUUGCCAACGCUGCAGAAAACAUUGGCACCAAAUUAUAAGCGUGAGCUCCAGAAAUUUGAGCAAUACAUCUUUGCAGAUUAUACAAAACUGGUGCAAGUGGAGAAUAUCUAUGAAGAAAUUUUACUUGACACCAUUAUCAAGGAGGUGAUCAAAGUGGUGCAAGAAGCUGCCAUUUUGAAAAAACACAAUCUAUUUGAGGACAAUUUGCCUUAUACCAGCGACAGUGAUGGCAAUCUCACUGAUAAAAAUGAAGGAAAGACACCACCAGGUUCUCAACCCAGGAGCCCAGCCAAAACACCACCUAAAGACUCGUGUGCCGAGGGAAUGGAAGUGGGUGAAAAAGUGAUUUCUCAGAUUUCUGCUCCUAUAUCUGAUAUUCUACUGAACGAAAAACCGGAAAGUGAACAAUCAUCAACUUCUCACGAGAAAUCGGGGAAUGAAAUUCUUCACUCCAAGCCAAAUGGAAUGGUGGUAACUGAACUUGAUGUAAGUGUGGUAGAGGAAUCUAGUUCAACUGCAGGGAAUUAUCAAGAAGGUGGAAAUGCAGUGGAAUUAAACAGUACAAACAAUAAGGAGAACCUAUCAAGAAUUGAAUGUCAGGACAGGCAGGAAACUGAAAAAGAGAAGGAAAAUGCAACCACUCCAGCUCCUGAUAGUUUAAAAGAAAUACAUGACUUGCUGACCGUGGCAGUUGUGCCAACUGAGGAUCAGGAACCUUUGCUGUGCAAAGGAAAUGAUGCAAGCCAUGUUGAAGUACACACUGAAUCCAGUCCAAAAGUAGAUGAACAUUUGGAGGGCCAAAGUGAAAUGAAAAGUGAAGAUGUGACAUCAGUAGUUGAAUCCGUGGAAGUUCAGCCAGAGAAAGUUGAGGAAUCUGAAGUAAAAAACUUGCUGGUACCAGCUGAAGAGCUUGUGGAAAGACAGAAUAGGGAAGAUGAACCCAAGAGUUUAACUUCAAUAGCUGAUGAACUUGUGGAAGGUCAGGAUAAGAAAAAUAAUGAAUGCAAGGGCUCACCAUCAAUAGUUGAUGAACUUGUACAAGAUCAAAGUAAGGAAGAUCAGGGCAAGGAAGUUAAAGAGGAUGAAGAGUUACAGUCAACAGUUGAUGAAGUUGUGGAAGUUCAGGGUAAGGAAAAUAAUAACAAUGAUGGCUCACCAGUAGCAGCUGAAGAAGUUGUGGAGGUUCAGGAUCUGGAAAAUAAUGAGGAGGAAAAGUUACAGUCAACAGUUGGUGAAGUUGUGAAGUUUCAGGUUAAGGAAGGUAAUGAGGAGGAAAGGUUACAGUCAACAGUUGAUGAAGUCGUGAAGUUUCAGGUUAAGGAAGGUAAUGAGGAGGAAAAGUUACAGUCAACAGUUGAUGAAGUUGUGAAGUUUCAGGUUAAGGAAGGUAAUGAGGAGGAAAAGUUACAGUCAACAGUUGAUGAAGUCGUGAAGUUUCAGGUUAAGGAAGGUAAUGAGGAGGAAAAGUUACAGUCAACAGUUGAUGAAGUCGUGAAGUUUCAGGUUAAGGAAGGUAAUGAGGAGGAAAAGUUACAGUCAACAGUUGAUGAAGUCGUGGAGGUUCAGAGUAAGGAAAAUGAUAACAAUGAUAGCUUACCAGUAGCAGAUGAUGAACUAGUGAAAGUUCAAGAUGAUGAUAAUGAGUGCAAGGGAUUAUCAUCAACAAUUAAUCAACUUGUGGAAAAUGAAGAAAAGGAGGAUAAUGAAUGCAAGAACUUAUCAUCAACAGUUGAUGAUCCUACAGGUCAGGAGAAGCAAGGUAAUGAAGACUUAUCAACAACAACUAAUGAACCACCACAAGGUCAGGGUGAGGUGGCUACAGAAGAUGAAAAAAAAGAUAUGUCACAGAAAGCAAGUUAUUAUCCAGAAAAUGAAACUUCUGCUGAUAGUGUUGAGUCUGAUGCAGUUUCUGGAACAGCCCCAACACUGAUCAAGGAGGAAGCUGAAGAAAUUGCUUCUAUACAUACAGUAAACACCGAAGUACCACAUGCUGCUUCUGAAAAUGAGGAAGAAAAAAUGACCCAGAAUCAGGAUGAAGCUAAAGAAGAUGACAAGAGUUCUCAGAUGUAGAUGGUCACUGAUGUGGAGCAGAAUGAAAGGAAUUAACUAUGUAUCAAUAUUGGGACCAACCUAUCGCUAUCAAAAAUCAAUCAACUGAAGCACCAGAAACGGAAAUAAAACUUUAUUUUCAAUGUAAGAUGUCCAAAAUGCCAAAAGUUCUUUAUCUAGAUUCAUAAUCCUUUCCAGAUUAUGCCAGACAUUAUAUUCUAAUUUGAUUUAAAUCUAGAAGAUGUUUGUUAAAACCAAGGAAAAGGACCUGAGUUACUUCCAUUUAUUUAUUCACUGCCUGUUUCUUUAUGUGAGUUUCAGUUGGCUAAGCAGUCACAGCCUGAACUGCCUUAACAAAAGAGAGAAAUUCCCGUAUACAAGUGAUUCAAACAAUAGCAUGAAAAAAAUAUAGAAAGAGUUAAUUUGAAUGAAACAGAUUAUUGGAAGAGCUAGCUAUUAUGUAAAUUCAAAAGAACUUGAAGCAUUUAAUGAUUAAAUUCUUUGGUAAUUAUGUUAUGUGAUGAUGACAAUAAUUAUCUACACAGUAUAAUGGGCUAUCUUCAUGAAAGAUUAAGGUGGCUGUUUCAAUGUAAUAUACAUAGAACAAUUCCUUGAACUUUCUGCAUGCUGUGAACACUUGUAAUGCCAUAUAAUUUCUGUUUAUGGUAGAGAAUUGAUAGAGUCAGAAAGUCACAAGGUUCUAUAGUACAGUCCAUUGGGGUCACCAUGUCUGUGCUAACCUUUUUCAUGAUCUAUCCAAAACCUAUUUACUUGCCUUAGGUCUGUAUCCUUCCGUACCUCGUCUAUUUAAGUGCCUGUUCUAUACUUUGCCCAUUUAAGUGAUCAAAGUCAUUAUGGCUUUAGCCAAUAUAUUAAACUGUAACCAUUUACUAGACUGCACAGUUAUGCAAGCACCAAAAAUUAAUUUUGAAUUCAGAGUUUCAUCUAUCAUUCCUUUUCCAUUCAAAACGUACACAACUAGCUGCAUAAGUGCAACAUUACUAUCUACUGACAAAUUUAUAUACAGUAGUCUUCUAUAACAGCAUGACCACACAUUCAUAACUCUCCAAAUAACCCUAGCAAACAAUACAGCUAUGUGUUUUUGGUUUAAAGAAGUCUGACAGUCUUAUAACAGUCCUUACCUGGAUGUAGUGGAAAUAGAACUAGUUCUUCAGGCAAGCUAUUGAGUACUAACUAAAGCAAGAUUAAUUAUAGGAAGUGAAAUGUUUUUGAUUGCAAUUUAACCUUUAAUAUUAAAUAGUGCUGAAAUUGAGGCUAAAGGUUAUAAAUUCUUGAAGGCAGGUGCUAAGGGUGCUGAAUCAUUUGUAUUUGUUUUUUGAUUAUGGAUCUUGUGUUUGAGAGGUUGGAGCUAAAGUUAUAACAAGUUAGGUGCAAAGGGGCUGAAUAAGUGACCAAGGUACAUGUAAAACUCAAAGCUUUCAGAGAGAAGGCACACCUAAGAACAGGAAAGCUUUUUUUGUCUGUAAAUCCUCAGUCCUUAGGUCACUGUAGGAAGGAUAGUUGAGGCGUAGGAAAGCUCCACCUUUGAGAUGUGGGAUUUCAGGGUAAGUGACCGUUUCUCUGAUGACUACGCCUGCAGGAAGUGCACUUGACUGACAGGGAUGAGGAACUGGAACUGGAAGUGGAUGAACUCAGGCCAAUCCAGGAGGCUGAGAACCUCACAGAUGAAACUUUUACUGAGGUGGUCACACCCAGAGUGCUGCCUUCAGUAGUAGAUGAGUGACCACCAGGCAAAGUAUAGGGAGCCAGCAGUCAGGAUGCAGUUCUCCUGUGCUCAUUCGUCUCAACAACAAAUAUACCCCUUCGUAAAGGUGAAGGCCCCAUCAGAGCACAGCAGGAGCAGUCAGGCCGUUGGUACUGUGGCUGGCUCUGAGACUCAGCAUGGAAGGGGACAUUCAGGCUGAGCAAUAGUGAUAGGAGACUUGAUAGUUAAUGGGAUGAGCAGAGGAUUCUGUGGCUGUAACAGAGAAACCAGGACGGUGUGCUGCUGCCCAGGUGUUAGGGUCCAGAAUGUCUCAGAAUGGUUGCAGAAUAUUCUGAAGGGGGAGCAGUCAGGGGUCUUGGUGCAUAUUGACGCCAAUGACAUAUUGUAGAUAGAAAGGGGUCAGAGGUCCUGCACGGAGAGUAUAGGGAGUUAGGGAGGAGGCUGAAGAGCAGGACUUCAUGGUAGUAAUCUCUGGAUUACUCCAGUACCAUGUGCUAGUCAGGGUAGGAGUAGGAUGACAGUACAGAUGAAUGAGUGGCUGAGGAGCUGGUGCAGGGGACAGCAUUUCAGAUUCUUGGAUCAAUGGAACCAAUUCUGGGGUGCAUGUCACUUGCACAAGAGUGAUGGGUUGCACCUAAACUGGAGGGGAACUGAUAUCCUGCACAGGAUGUUCACUAGUGCUACUCGAGAGGGUUUAAACUAACCUGGCAGAGAGGUGGGAUCCAGAACACCAGGUCAAAAAGUGGAGGGAAGAGGAAGCUAGUUGCCAGGGCCAGUAAAAACAGGCAGGAGCAAAGUACUAGAUACAAUGGGCCAAGCAACACACACACAAAAUGCUGGAGGAACUCAGCAGGCCAGGGAGCAUCUAUGGAAAAACAUACAGUCAUGUUUUGAGCCGAAACCCUUCAGCAAGCCUUGGCCAGGAACAUUGACUGUACUUUUUUCCAUAUUUGCUACCUGGCCUGCUGAAUUCCUCCAUCAUUUUAUGUGUAUUGCUUGGAUUUUCAGCAGAUUUUCUCUUGUUUGAGGUACAAUGGGAUGGAUAGUUUGAAAUGUGUGUGUGUAUUUUAAUGCUAGGGGUAUUAUCAGGAAAGGUGAUGAACUUAGAGCAUGGAUCAGUACAUGCAACUAUAAUGUUGUGACCACUACAGAGACUCGGUUGAAAGAGGGAUGUGAAUGGGUGCUUAAUGUUCCAGGGAUUUGAUAUUUAGAAAAUAUUGAGGAGGAGGUAAAAAGGAGCCGGGGGGGGGGGGGGGGGGAGGUUGCACUCCUAAUCAGGGAUGAUAAGACAGCUGCACUCAGAGGGGCAUAAUGGAGGGCUCAUCUACUGAGUCUAUAUAGACAGAACUCAAAAAUUGGAAGGAUGCAAUUACUCUGAUGGGAUUGUACUACAAAUCACCCAGUAGCAUAACAUUGGGGAAGAGAUAUGCAGGCAGAUUAAGAAAAGGAAUGAAAAACCAAUAGGGUUAUUGUCAUGGGGGACUUCAACUUCCUGAAUAUAAACUGGAACUUCCUUAGUGCAAGAAAUUUAGAUGGGGCAGAAUUUAUUAGGUGAAUCCAGGAGGGUUUCUUAAAUCAAUAUGUAGGUAGUUCAACAAGAGGAGGGAUUGUACUGGAUCUGAUAUUGGGUAUUCAGCCUAGCCAAGUGAUCGACCUUUCAAUGGGUGAGCAGUUAGAGAACAGUGACCACAGCUCUUUAAGUUUUCAAGUAGCUAUGGAUAAGGACCUUGUAGAUGAGUAUUAAAUUGGAGCAUUAGACAGGAAUGAGGGAGAGUUAAUUGGGAACAACUGUUUUUGGGCAAGCCCACAUCCAACAUGUGGAGGGUGCGUAAAGACCAAGUGCACUGAGUAUAGGACAGGUAUGUUCCAGUCAGAAGGAAAGAAGGAGGUGACAAGGUAACAGAAACUUGGACGUUGAGGGAGGUGAUGAAUUUAGUGCAGAAGAAAAAGAAGUAUCCUUUAGUAGCACAAUCCAAAGUUAUUCACUGGAAAAUAAGAGAACUUUUCAAAAAUACAUCAAUGAUCAAUGGUAAAGCAGAAUGAGCCAAAAAUAUAGUAAUUUGUCUUAUCACUUGAUCUUUCAUAUUUUACACAUUUUACUGCUUUCAACUCCAUUGGUGAAUAUGAACUAUUUAAGGUUCAAUUGAGGGGCCCUGGUAGUUUCCACAGAGCUGAUGAAGCACUUCAACAAUAAACAGACUUGAGUCCAAAAUGUACACCUGUUAAAGUUCAGUGAAUUGUAAAAUAUCAUCUCUAAUUAAAACGGUUUUAAAAUUGCUAACAAACUGAAGCAUUUUGCCAAAAUUUCUCUUAUAGAAUAUGGCAAUAUUGUGUGGUGAUAGUGUCUUACUGAAUCUACUUAUACACAAGGUAACCACCUGGUAAACAGUAUUUUAAAUCAGUGUUUCCUCUGAGCUUCCACCAUCUGAAAAUUGAGUUAUGCCACAAGUAAAACUUCAGUAUUCAGUUAAAAGUUGCCCUGCUUGAGGGAAGGAAAGCUCCAUGUCAAAAACCUUGAUGUUCUUUAUUCUGCCAGCUUCUAGCAACUCUUAGCUUCUGAGCUAUGGUUGGAUUACAAUCAAAAUGAUUGGAUACAAACCAUCAUAUAUGAAAACAGACUCUUGUACCAAUUUAACCUUUAUGUAUUUCCACGCAGCAGUAAUAUUUUCUUGCUGUUUGCACUAUGCAGAAUAAUUUCAAUGUAGAUCCUAGACAAACAUAGGACAUGAAAAGCAAAAGAAGGAAUUGGUCAUAUAGUUCUUUACAACUGUUCCAUUGUUCAUUAAGAAUCAUGACUAAUUAUUAACCUCUGCACCACUUUCCCUGACUAACAAUAUAUUCCACUACAUCUUCAAUAUCUAUAGUGACUGAGCCUCCACAGUUUCCUUGGAUAGAGAGUUUCAAUGAUUCACUACCUUCUGCGAAAUUUCUCUCCACCUCAGUCAUGAAUACCCUAGCCAGAAAACUAUAUAAUUUUAGUAACAUUCUUGUCAUUUUCCAAAAGUAUUUUAUAUGCUUCAAUGAGAUUUACUCUCAUUUCUCUAAGCUCUGGAGAGUAUAGAUCCAACCUCACAGGACAAUCCCUGAUAUUUUGACAAUAAAUCUGGUGAACAUUCAUUGAUUUUCCUCUAUUGCAAAAAAUAUCUUUCCUUAGGGAAUGAGCCUAGACCUGUACACUUUCACUGAGGUCCCAUCUAAGACAUCUUUAUUCUUGCACAUAAAUUCUCUUACAAUCGAGGCCUAUAUUUCCUUUACCUUUCUGUUUGUUUCCUGUAUCUGCAUUUGGCUUUCAAUGAUUCAUAAACAAGGCCUUCUUGAAUGUUGAAACAUUUCCAUCUCUCAUUCAUUUUGAAAAGUACUACUUUUCUAUUUUGUUUACUGUCAUUUCACAUUAUUAAUUUAAAACACUUAACAAGGCUCUCCUGCAAUAGUGCAGAGUGUGCAUAUGUCCUGCAGUGUUGAAAACUGAUGGAAUCGCAUGUAAUAUUUUAAUCAUAGUUUUCCAUGUUCUGCAAAUUGUUUGACAUUUCCACUGUAAUUAGCACUUCCACAUGAGAUAAGUUUUUAUAUUGUUCUUUUGAUUUUAACAACAAUACAGGCUUUUUGUAGUAAAGUGAGUAGGCAAAUUUUAAUGUUGGAAAUAAGGUGUUAGCGGUUAUCUUUUGAAAAAAAAAAUUUCAAUAAUUUUACUGUGCAUGAACUUUAAAUAUAAACCUUGUUGCUAUUACAUAGCAGGAGGAAGGAGGCUCUGAAGACAAUUUAUCUUUAAAUGUAUUAUGUAAAAUAACUUCUAUGGAUUUUCUGAAUUAAUUUGGAUAUAUCAGUAAGAUGAUACUGAAGGAAGUUGUAAAACUAGGUAUUUUAACUGUCAAUUUUCUGUGUGAAGCUGAUAAAUUCUCUUCCAUGACUCUGUACGUUAAAGACCUAUUUCUUCAAUAUGACUUAAUUUUUUAAAUUAAUACAUCAUUAAAAUUAUUAAAAUCUA